Molecule: messenger RNA, 1434 nt
Organism: Sycon ciliatum
Lineage: Eukaryota; Metazoa; Porifera; Calcarea; Leucosolenida; Sycettidae
Exons: 1
Coding region: 1-1434 (477 amino acids)
Source: RefSeq, a predicted model, not a curated record
AUGGCCUCUUACACAAGUCCACAUUUCGAUCUUUUCACAGACCCGCCAAAGGAUGAAUCAACAACUGAGUAUGAGUAUAUAGAAUAUCUACCCAGGAACAGCAAUGACAUGAAUAAAGAUCAGCAUAUCAUAGAAACCAAGGAUCUUGAUGAGUAUCUCCUUCCUCACAAAGCACUGCUUGAGGUUCGUGGACGUCUCGUCAAAGCAGCAGAUGACUCCAAUUAUGAUCCUGAUGAUAUCAUCACUCUUUCCAACAACGGUUGGUCACUCUUCAAGACUGUUGAGUAUCAACUUGACAACAAUAUGGUAGAGAAAGUUGAUAGUCAUGUACCACAAGCUUCUACCAUUCUCAAUCUAGUCCAGUUUAGUGAUGAUUAUGGGAGAAGUUCUGCUACCAUCAUGCUCUGGUACAAGGACCCAGGAACUGGACAAGCAUCUCCUAAUGAGUUUAGGGAUUCAGGUGCAUUGUUGCCAGUAAAUCCUAUCACAGACGUAACAGCACUUACUGGAAAAAAUUUCAGAGAUAAUUUUCAGACAGGAGCUCUAAAGAAUCCUGCUUACAAUACCGGAUUCAGAGCCCGACAACUCAUCACGACUGGAAAUAAGGAUACAACCAUGUUGCUUCCUUUAUCAUCACUGUUGGGUUUUAGUAAAGAUAUUGAUACGGUAUUCAUGGGAGUCAAGCAUACACUCAAUCUUACCAGAGAAUCAUCAGCCAACUACAUUCACAGAGCAAAUGGUGUUGAUCCAGGAAGGUUUGACAUCAAACAUCUUUCUUUGUGGAUACCAAAGGGGAGACCAUCACUCCAACUAGCUAGUAAGAUUGAAAGUAAGUUGGUUAAGUCCACCCUCCGAGAUCUGUACUUCGAGCAAGUCCGGGUUUAUAGAAAUCAGUAUGGAUCAACGGAGACAAACCCAUCCUGGAGAGUGACUACUCGCAGCAAUGAGGAACUCCCAACUCAUAUCUUCUUUGCCAUCCAAGCAGCCAAUCGAAGUGGGAAUGAAGAACAGAACAACCAGGUUUUCGAUAAUGCUGACCUCAGAAGCUUGUCUGUGUACAUCAACAGCGAUAGAUUCCCAGAACGUGAUUUGGAUAUGAAUUUCAGUCCAGCUACUCGGAGUUAUACAAGAGCAUACAUGCUUUUCCAAGAAGCCAUCCAAAAAUAUGCUGACACAGACAGUGGAAGUCAGGUAAGUGUGGAGGAUUUUGCCUCUUUGUACACCAUCAUUCAUGUAGAUGUGAGUAAGCAUAAGGAGAAGCUGAGGAACAGCUCUGCUGAUAUCGAACUUCGAUGGAGACUUGGAAAACCGUUUGAGUUUCCCACUGGUACAGCUGCUUCUUACCAAACCAUCUGUUUGAUUCUCUCCGAACGUCAUCUCAAACUCAAUGGUAUGAAUGGCAAAAUGAGUGUUGUGGUGCAAGAAAAAAGAUAA